AUGCCUAAUAAAACCGUGCUAUUUACCCCUGCUCAGUUUGUGGGCGCUGUGAAUCCCAGUAUAGGUUUGGCUGAGGUAUUGCGAGACACCGGUCGAUACCACUGUGUGUUUGCGGUUAACAACGAUUGGAAGUCACGGCUCGAGUCCAUUGGCUUUGAGGUGAGACUUAUUGGACAGCCGGUGGACAGGGAUGCGACCACUAAUCGGAUGGGAUCGGCUGAAAGUAAUUAUAAAGAGAUUGAGGCGUCGGGCCUCAUAGAAAACAUCACUCCAUUGGAAAACGCUAUUCGUAGUAAUGAUUGGGCCGUAAACUUGGGUCUCAAAGAGAUUAUAGAAACGGAUCCAUUGGUUAAGGCUAUUAUAGAGGACCUGAAACCUGAUGUCAUAAUAAGUGACCUGCUCAUUCAAUUACCUUCUAUAUACACAUCAGGCAUACCCUGGAUAUUCAGUUGCAGUGCUAAUCCAUUGUACUUAAACUACGGUUACCUGGAUAAUAUACUUCCACCAGCAUUCUUAGGAUUGCCGACAAAUAGUGGGACAGAAGUGAAGGAGAAAUACAGACAACAAGUUUGGGAAAGAAGUCGUGAAAAGUGGUAUAAAUAUAGGGAUCAAUUGGUUUCCAUGGGAUGUCCCAAACUUGAGGAAUUCUUAAUCUGGACCCCUUCCCCAUACGCUAACAUUUAUAUGACACCUAAAGAACUGGAUUAUACGGACAUCAGACCACUUCCCGACACUUUCCAUGGAUUUGAUAAUUUUAAACGAACCGAAAAUGAAGACACGUUUGAAAUCCCGGAAAGCCUUAAGAAUAGAUCCGGAAAACUGAUUUAUCUAUCGUUGGGAUCCAUUGGAUCCGGAAAUGCA
Messenger RNA from Oppiella nova, 861 nucleotides. The record is from the annotation of a GenBank genome assembly. Lineage: Eukaryota; Metazoa; Arthropoda; Arachnida; Sarcoptiformes; Oppiidae.